This is a messenger RNA of Parastagonospora nodorum SN15, 768 nucleotides long. RefSeq lists its product as hypothetical. The transcript is spliced from 2 exons. Bases 1 to 768 code for a protein of 255 amino acids. Lineage: Eukaryota; Fungi; Ascomycota; Dothideomycetes; Pleosporales; Phaeosphaeriaceae. The record is from RefSeq and is a predicted model, not a curated record.
AUGACGAUUCUUCGAAAGCUCUUUCGCAGAUCAAAGCAUGACAACGUGCGCGAGCCUCAGUAUGAUAGCAGCUACACAAGCUACAUCCCACCUCCACCUUUCUACAAGGAGCCGUCAUAUACAUACCAAGAGCCUUCAAUUACAUUUCGAGAGCGGUCAAAUACAUACCGGGAGCCAAUAUAUACGUAUGCCGCGACUAAAGCGCCUCACACAACCCAGAGAUACACCAACACAUCUCAAAGUCCUGCCAGCGACCUAGAAUCCCCACUUUCCGACACCUACACUACAAACAGCAUCUUUACCCCCAGCUCCAGCUUCUCCAGCCCCACACCCACACAGUCCUAUCCCAACCAGACCUACCCUUCACAACAGAACUACCAAUCCCACCAGCCCGCUACCUCCCCUCUCGCACCCCCAGGAACCCUCUGCCCCGCCUGCUCCGCCCCCAAUAAAACCCUCUACACAAAGUCCACCUACAACAACCUCAACUCCGGGCGCCCCUACCGCUCCUGCACGCGCUGCCGCGAAUGGAACGGCUUCACUGACACGCGCGGCCUGAAUCCAAACAAUCCGCUUUGUAACUGCAGGCUGCCGUCGAGACUGCAGACGAAGAGGGCGUUGAAUCAGAAUGGCCUGCAGGAGUUGUUUUAUACGUGUCAGUUCAAGGCGUGUUCUGGGUUUUACGAGGCGUUUAGGGGGAGGGAUGGGUUGGUGGCGGAGUUGGGGGUUGGGGAGGUGAGGGGGAUGGUGCAGAGAGGGGAGGUUUGA